This is a messenger RNA of Ictidomys tridecemlineatus (thirteen-lined ground squirrel), 5486 nucleotides long. It is a transcript of the gene Tbc1d1, whose product is annotated as TBC1 domain family member 1. The record is from RefSeq and is a predicted model, not a curated record. NCBI's taxonomy places the organism in Eukaryota, Metazoa, Chordata, Mammalia, Rodentia, Sciuridae.
CUGCUGCUGCUGCUGCCGCCGCCGCCGCCGUCCGCUCUACGGUGCCUGUUGCUGCAACCGCCACAGGACCGGCAGUGUCCUCAGCCUGGAGAAGAGGCGCCAGAUCUGCGGAGCUGUACCCUCCCAGCACCCGGCGGCGGCGGGAAGAGCGCAGCCGGCUGGGGACGAUGGAUGCCCCGCCCGCUCAGGCCGUCCCCACCGUGCCCCCGAGCACCUGCGUGCCGCGGCCCGGCCCUGGGCUCUGAGCGCGCAGCGGCACAGGAUUCCACAUCUGAAGCGUGUCACAUAGAUUGCUUCGUCUAAAAUAGGAGAACAGAGGCAAGGUUGGGCUGUCUCCAGGUCUUUUCCUAAGAUGGAACCAAUAACAUUCACAGCAAAGAAACCUAUGUUUCCUAAUGAGAUCUCGGUGGACUUUGGCCUUCAGCUGGUGGGCUCUUUGCCCGUGCAUUCUCUGACCACCAUGCCCAUGCUGCCUUGGGUUGUGGCUGAGGUACGGAGACUGAGCGGGCAGUCCUCCAAAAAGGAGCCAGCUACCAGGCAGGUCCGACUUUGGGUUUCACCCUCCGGACUGAAAUGCGAACCUGAACCUGGGAAGAGUCAGCAGUGGGAUCCGUUGAUCUGCUCCAGCAUCUUCGAGUGCAAGCCUCAGCAUGUUCACAAACUGAUUCACAACAGCCAUGACCCAAGUUACUUUGCGUGUCUGAUUAGGGAAGAUGCCGCCCACCGGCAGAGUAUCUGUUAUGUCUUCAAGGCCGAUGAUCAAACAAAAGUGCCCGAGAUCAUCAGCUCCAUCCGCCAGGCUGGGAAGAUCGCCCGCCAAGAGGAGCUGCGCUGCCCCUCGGAGUUUGACGACACGUUUGCCAAGAAGUUUGAGGUGCUCUUCUGCGGCCGCGUGACAGUGGCUCACAAGAAGGCCCCCCCAGCGCUGAUUGACGAGUGCAUCGAGAAGUUCAACCACGUCAGCUGCAACCAGCGGGCAGACUGGGACCGGGCACCAGAGCCCCGUAGGCCCAUGCGCAAGUCCUUCUCCCAGCCCGGCCUGCGCUCUCUGGCCUUCAGGAAGGAGUUUCAGGAUGCCAGCCUCCGAAGCGGCAGUUUCUUCAGUUCUUUUGAGGAAAAUGACAUUGAGAACCACCUGAUUAGUGGACACAAUAUUGUGCAGCCAACAGAUAUUGAGGAAAAUCGAACUAUGCUCUUCACGAUUGGCCAGUCUGAAGUUUACCUCAUCAGUCCUGACACCAAAAAAAUAGCACUGGAGAAAAAUUUUAAGGAGAUAUCCUUUUGCUCUCAGGGCAUCAGACACGUGGACCACUUUGGGUUUAUCUGCCGGGAGUCUUCGGGAGGUGGUGGCUUCCAUUUCGUCUGUUAUGUGUUCCAGUGCACAAAUGAAGCUCUGGUUGAUGAAAUCAUGAUGACCCUGAAACAGGCUUUCACGGUGGCUGCAGUGCAGCAGACGGCAAAAGCGCCAGCCCAGCUGUGUGAGGGCUGCCCCUUGCAGGCCCUGCACAAGCUCUGUGAGAGGAUAGAGGGAAUGAAUUCUUCCAAAACCAAACUAGAACUCCAAAAACACCUGACAACAUUAACUAAUCAGGAACAGGCAACUAUUUUUGAGGAGGUUCAGAAAUUGAGACCAAGGAGUGAGCAGCGAGAGAAUGAAUUGAUCAUUUCUUUUUUGAGAUGUUUGUAUGAAGAGAAGCAGAAAGAACAUAUCCACGUCGGGGAGAUGAAGCAGGCAUCACAGAUUGCAGCAGAAAAUAUUGGAAGUGAAUUGCCAGCCAGUGCCACUCGAUUUAGGCUAGAUAUGCUGAAAAAUAAAGCAAAGAGAUCUUUAACAGAGUCUUUAGAAAGUAUUUUGUCCCGGGGUAAUAAAGCCAAAGGCCUGCAGGAACACUCUACCAGUGUGGAUCUGGACAGCUCUGUGUCUAGCACAUUAAGUAACAUCAGCAAAGAGCCGUCUGUGGGUGACAAGGAGGCCUUGCCCAUCUCUGAGAGUUCCUUCAAGCUCCUUGGCUCUUCGGAUGACUUGUCCAGUGACUCGGAGGGCCAUUUCACAGAAGAGCCUGCUUCGCUUUCCCCCCAGCAGACCUUCAGGAGGCGAGCAAACACCCUGAGUCAUUUCCCCGUGGGAUGCCCAGAACUUCCAGAGCCCACUCAGGGCUCUCCAGGGGUCUCUCAGAGAAAACUUAUGAGGUAUCACUCAGUGAGCACAGAGACGCCUCACGAACGAAAGGACCUUGAAUCCAAAGCAAACCACGUUGGUGACUCUGGUGGGACCCCAGUGAAGACCCGGCGGCACUCAUGGAGGCAGCAGAUAUUCCUGCGUGUGGCCACCCCACAGAAGGCAUGCGACUCCCCUGGCAGAUACGAGGAUUAUUCAGAGCUGGGAGAGCUUCCCCCACGGUCUCCUUUAGAACCAGUAUGUGAAGAUGGACCCUUUGGCCCUGUACCAGAGGAAAAGAAGAAGACAUCACGGGAGCUUCGUGAGCUGUGGAAAAAGGCUAUUCUGCAACAGAUACUGCUUCUCAGAAUGGAGAAGGAAAAUCAGAAGCUACAAGCCUCUGAGAAUGACUUGCUGAACAAGCGCCUGAAGCUCGAUUAUGAAGAAAUCACUCCUUGUCUUAAAGAAGUAACUACAGUGUGGGAAAAGAUGCUUAGCACUCCAGGAAGAUCAAAAAUUAAGUUUGAUAUGGAAAAAAUGCACUCGGCAGUUGGACAAGGUGUGCCUCGUCAUCACCGGGGUGAAAUCUGGAAAUUUCUAGCAGAGCAGUUCCACCUUAAACAUCCGUUUCCCAGUAAACAGCAGCCAAAGGAUGUGCCCUACAAAGAGCUCCUAAAGCAGCUAACCUCCCAGCAGCACGCCAUUCUUAUUGACCUCGGGCGAACCUUUCCAACACAUCCGUAUUUCUCUGCCCAGCUCGGAGCAGGGCAGCUGUCACUUUACAACAUUUUGAAGGCCUACUCACUUCUAGACCAGGAAGUAGGAUACUGCCAAGGCCUCAGCUUUGUGGCAGGCAUUUUGCUUCUUCAUAUGAGUGAGGAAGAGGCGUUUAAAAUGCUCAAGUUUUUGAUGUUUGACAUGGGACUGCGGAAGCAAUACCGGCCAGACAUGAUAAUUUUACAGAUCCAGAUGUACCAGCUGUCGCGGCUUCUCCACGACUACCACAGAGACCUCUAUGAUCACCUGGAGGAGCACGAGAUCGGCCCCAGUCUCUAUGCUGCACCCUGGUUCCUCACCGUGUUCGCCUCGCAGUUCCCACUGGGCUUCGUAGCCAGAGUCUUUGAUAUGAUCUUUCUUCAGGGGUCAGAGGUCAUAUUUAAAGUGGCUCUGAGUCUUUUGGGAAGCCAUAAGCCCUUGAUUCUGCAGCAUGAAAACUUAGAAACCAUAGUGGACUUUAUCAAAAACACACUACCUAACUUGGGCUUGGUACAAAUGGAGAAGACCAUCAAUCAGGUGUUUGAGAUGGACAUCGCUAAACAGUUACAGGCUUAUGAAGUUGAGUACCAUGUACUUCAAGAAGAACUUAUUGAUUCCUCUCCUCUCAGUGACAACCAAAGAAUGGAUAAAUUAGAGAAAACCAACAGCAGCUUACGCAAACAGAACCUUGACCUCCUUGAGCAAUUGCAGAUGGCAAAUGGUAGGAUCCAGAGCCUCGAAGCCACAGUAGAGAAGCUCCUGACCAGUGAGAGCAAGCUGAAGCAGGCCAUGUUGGCUCUGGAGCUGGAGAGGUCCGCCCUGCUUCAGGUGGUGGAGGAGCUGCGGAGGCAACCUGCAGAGCCAGGCACUAGGGAGCCAGACUGCACCCAGCCCGAGGCCUCGGGGGACUAAUGGUUCCGGAGAAAUUGUACACUAUCCCAACACUGUCCAGGCCUUAACUAGGAGAGACAGAAGAUGCUGGAGGGAGAAAACAAAGCGUGAAGCAAACUUCUCAGGGAGGAAACUGGCUUGCCAACAUGCAGAUUCUUUUGAGCUCAAACUUGCAAUAUAGAGGGCCCACGUCCCAGUUUUUUUUAUUGUUUUAGGUUGUGAUUUGUCCCUUCUCCAGCUUUAUUACUGUACUCAGUAGCUUUAGAUGGCAUGGACGUGAAUAAACGCACCUUUACUUUUCCUGGUUAUUUCCUCUUUGAGUAGCACUAUGUUGUAAAGAGCAUUUGUAAUACUGGGUUCCAGAAGCAGGAGAGGCUCAAAGAUGAUUCCUCAGGCAAAGUGUGAGUCUGUUAUUCAAGAGAGGGUUUGCAUGACCACACCAGUGAGGUACAGAUGGCCCUUGUCUAUUCUUAUUAUGGAAACCUAAGAUGACCCUGGGGAAGGACUGAAAUUGAUUUAUUUAAAUUGGACAUCUUGAUCACUUUUAAGAAAACCUGGCUACUAUCCUUGGUAUUUAAGGAAGUUUGUCUUUUUAAAGAAAUUGAGUGUUUCCAUACAAAUUUGCUGGUCUUUUAAGUGUGGUUGAUCAAAGUCAUGGUAGAUAAUAUUUUCAGGGAGAUCACCAGUGUUUAGACUCCAGCUGUGUGGCUGGCAUGUGGCCCGCAGUGGUGCAGCCCGAGGUGUUUGCUUUUUGUGGAGGCUGCAUUUCAUACUAUGGAGUCAUGUAUUUGUCCUUUCCUAUUGUAUGAUGUAUUGCAGCCAUGUGUUCCUUGGAGUCAUGUCUUUUUGAACUCUUUUGAGUUCUUUCCACCCCUUGGAUAUCUAGUUCCUUGCAGAAAGACAGGGCACAUUGAGAUUUUUAGAGGUGUCCAAGAUUCUGGGACUUUAAAAAAAAAAAAAAAACGAUGGGUCUGAACUUGCAAUCAGAUGUAUGGCAGCUGACAGUUUUCCAGAGGUAGAACAUGUGUUUUGAACAGAAUUCAGAACCCAGCAGCAACGCCCUCCCUCAGGAUGAUGAGGACCCGUGCCUUCAAGCAAAAUGCUGCUCAUAGCUGCCCUGGUUUCAGCUGGUCACUGUGUACGGCCCCUCCCCUGUGCUCUCAGAAUGGGUUGUUUUCUUACAAAGAAUUAGAGAAGAACUGUGCGGGCACAGCUCACUUCCCUGACAGCAGAAUCAUUUCUGGUCUGUCUUAUGUUUCUUGGGAGUUUCUUUUGACUCUCGUGGUGGUGGAGUCUCUUUUAAGUCCCGGAUGAAAGGAGGGAUUGCUAUAGUUGGAGUCGUUUGAAUCUCCUGGCCAUUUCAAAGGGAGACCAAAAUGCUGUUCCCUGUGCCUGAAUGGUUGGUUGGCAUUUGAGAUUCCUUUCUGUUCCCCUGGAUCAGAGAAUAGUGGUUCUCAUGUUCCUUUGAGUCAUGGUUUACCAAGAUGACACAGUAAAGUCUAGAAGCUGCUAUCCCAAGUGGUUCCACUGGAUAGCUCGGAGGAACGAGAGCUUCUUUCCACAUCAUAUUUUACUAUUUGAAUGUUUCAUAAUGUUGAAUUUUGGACAUCUUACUACCCUUAUUCAAAAAUAUUGACUCUGCAUUAAGAAAUAAGAAAGCAAUAAAACAAUAAAUAACCUA